AGUCGCGUGCGCGAAGGUGGAAGCGGGCAUAUCGUAAGGUAGAGAGCCAUCAGCGAUUGUCGAAUGCCGCCCAGCGCAGUCCAUAUUCUCCCUUUCUUCCACUCUCGCCAUGUCCUUCGAAAACCCCACCCAAAUCUUCGAAGAAGGCUCGUAUGAAGAGAAAGGCGAGAAUGCACGACUGUCCGCCUUUGUGGGCGCCAUCGCCGUCGGCGACCUUGUCAAGUCCACCCUUGGUCCAAAGGGUAUGGACAAGAUCCUCCAAUCCGCAUCAACGGGCGAAAUCCUUGUAACAAACGACGGCGCAACAAUCCUCAAAAGCAUCGCCCUCGACAACGCGGCAGCAAAAGUGCUCGUCAACAUCUCCAAAGUGCAAGACGAUGAGGUAGGCGACGGCACCACCUCCGUCACCGUCCUCGCCGCCGAACUAUUACGAGAAGCGGAACAACUCGUCAACCAGAAAAUCCACCCCCAAACCAUUAUAGAAGGCUACCGUAUCGCCUCCACCGCCGCACUUAAAACCCUCUCCGAACACGCCGUCGACCACAGCGCCGAUUCAUCCCGCUUCCGCAGCGACCUCGUCGCCAUAGCUCGUACAACCCUCUCCUCCAAAGUCCUCUCCCAAGACCGUGACUACUUCGCCAACCUCGCCACAGACGCCGUACUACGGAUGAAAGGCUCCACCGAUCUAACGCACAUCCAACUCAUCAAGAAGGCCGGUGGGAAACUCUCCGAUUCCUACCUCGACUCGGGCUUCAUCCUCGACAAGAAAUUCGGCGUCAACCAACCCAAACGCGUGGAAAACGCACGGAUCCUAGUUGCAAACACGGGCAUGGAUACGGAUAAAGUCAAAAUCUUCGGCGCGCGCGUCAAAGUAGAAGGCACAGGCAAACUGGCCGAGCUGGAAAAAGCGGAGCGGGAAAAGAUGAAGCGGAAAGUGGAACGCAUCAAAGCGCACGGGAUCAAUUGCUUCGUCAACCGUCAACUCAUCUACAACUGGCCCGAACAACUCUUCGCCGACGCCGGCAUCUCCUCAAUCGAACACGCGGACUUCGACGGGGUCGAACGACUCGCGUUAGUCACUGGGGCGGAAAUCACGAGUACCUUUGACCACCCCGAGCACGUCAAGCUAGGCCACUGCGAUUUAAUCGAAGAAGUCAUGAUAGGCGAGGACACGCUCCUCCGUUUCUCCGGCGUCGCGGCAGGGAGGGCGUGUACGAUUGUGCUGCGGGGCGCGACGGCGCAGUUACUGGACGAAGCGGAGCGGAGUCUUCACGACGCGCUGGCGGUGCUGUCGCAGACGAUUGCGAAUCCCCGCGUUACGCUCGGAGGCGGGUGCGCGGAGAUGGUGAUGAGUAAGGCUGUGGACCAGGCGGCGCAUAAUGUGAGCGGGAAGAAGGCGUUGGCGGUGGAGUCGUUUUCGAAGGCGUUGAGGCAGUUACCUACGAUUCUGGCUGAUAAUGCGGGGUUGGAUUCUUCGGAUUUGGUGAGUCGGCUGCGCAAAGCGGUGUACGCGGGCAUGGAGAGUAGUGGGUUGGAUCUUAUGACGCCGGGGGGCGGGAUUGCGGAUAUGCGGGAGUUGGGGGUGGUGGAGAGUUAUAAACUGAAGCGCGCGGUGGUGAGUAGUGCGAGUGAGGCGGCCGAGUUGUUGUUGAGGGUCGACAAUAUUAUAAGGGCGGCGCCGAGGAAGAGGGAGAGGAUGUGAGUGCGCAAAGCGUGCGAGGGCAUUGAAUGAUGAUAGUCAUGUGUGCAUGCAUAGCGUGGGUGCUCAAGGCUGUAUAAGCUAUGGAAUCCGACACGUCACCGCCACUUAGGCGGUCCUGCGCUGAAGUGUGCCUAAGCUUGUCUGUCCUUCGCGCACUGCACGUCUUCCUUCCGCGGCUUGCUCGUCUGGACGCGGAGCCUCUAUCUUGAAUGCGUCUCAACCUCGUCCAACGUCCCUUGUCGCGACUAAUGCACGGCUUGACAGG
Molecule: messenger RNA, 1967 nt
Organism: Baudoinia panamericana UAMH 10762
Lineage: Eukaryota; Fungi; Ascomycota; Dothideomycetes; Mycosphaerellales; Teratosphaeriaceae
Exons: 2
Coding region: 110-1702 (530 amino acids)
Biological process (GO): protein folding
Cellular component (GO): chaperonin-containing T-complex; cytosol
Molecular function (GO): ATP hydrolysis activity; ATP binding; ATP-dependent protein folding chaperone
Source: RefSeq, a predicted model, not a curated record